AUGGACACGUCGUCGGCACCGCUUGCUGCGCCUGCGCACGCCGUCGGAGACCGCGUGGAGGACGCGACCGGUGCGCGUGGCACCGUGCGCUACGUGGGUCCCGUGGCGACGGCCAAGGACGCGUCAACGCUGUACUACGGCGUCGAGUGGGACGCCUGGGGCCGCGGCAAGAACGACGGCAGCGUGGAGCUGCCCGACGGCCGGCGCGUCGUGCACUUCCCCGGGCCCGCGGGUCGCAAAGUCGACGGCGUGCUGAGCUUCAAGUGUUCGUUCGCCAAGAUGUCCGUUUUCGACAAGUCGUGUCAAAAACACAGCUCGCUGCUGCAGCGGCUUCAGGAGCGCUACGGCAGCCAAGAUACGGCUUUCGGCAGUGGUGACAGUGGGUCCGACGUGACGGUGGCGGGCGGCGUGGGCACCACUUUGGGCAGCGAGAAGCCCAUCGAGCUCGUGGGCGUCAAAAAGCUCAGCACCCAGCAGACGCUGCAGACGAUCGAGAAGAUCUCGCUGUCUGGUUGUCAGAUUGCGGGGCUGGGCGAAGGAGAGAGCCUUGGCACGUUGACGCCCAAGCUCACGGAGCUGGACCUGUCGUGGAACCUGUUUGGCUCGUGGAAGUACAUUUUGGACAUUGUCAAAAACUUACCCCUGCUGGAGACGCUGAUCCUCAGUGGCAACAGGUUUCAAGUGGAGGAGGGGGAGGACGACGACGAUGACAAGGAGGGAGUUUUCGACAACGUCAAGGUGCUGGUGCUGAACCAGACGCUGCUGUCGUGGCCGGACGUCGGGAGACUCGUGACCCGCCACUUCCCGAGGCUCGAGCAGCUGCAUCUAGUGGACAACGAGUACGACGACGAGCAGCUGACGAAGUUUGAGGGUGGUGCGGGCUGGCUGGAGACGCUGGAGCUGCUGGAUCUGAGUCUCAACCGCUUGAGCUCCUGGAGGCGCGUGCGGCAGGUGGCUGGGGGGAUGUUCGUCAACUUGACGCAGCUCUUCCUGAACGACAACCGCAUUGUGACGCUCGUCGCCCACGCGGACCUCAAGUCUCCGGCUGCUGUGGCGUUCCAGAAGCUGCGGACGUUGUCGCUGAGCGGCAACUUGGUGGACUCGUGGACGUCCAUCGACGCGCUGAACGCCUUCCCGCUGCUGGACACGCUGCGACUGACCAAGAACCCGCUCACUGCGCAGAUGAGCGUGGGGGAAGCUCGCCUGCUGGUCGUGGCGCGGACGGACCGGAUCGCGGUGUUCAACGCGAGCCCCGUGCGCGAGAAGGAGCGCCAGGAGGCGGAGCAGCUCUACUUGAAGCGCGUCCUGCACGAACUGGCCGUGAUCGGCGACGACAAGAGCGAGCGAGACCGCGUACUAGCAGCUCACCCGCGGUACGCUCGGCUGCGUGAGCUGUACCCCGAGAUCUCCAUCGAGAGCGGUGGAGUCGGUCUCGACUCUGCAUCAGCUGCCGGCCCGCGCAAACUGGCGUCCAGCCUCAUCAAGGUCAGCAUCGUCCCCAUGUCCAUGAAGGCCACGUCGCUGGAGCCGUUGGUGAAGAAGAUCCCGCAGCAGAUGAAGGUGUCGCAGUUGAAGCUCCUGAUCGAAACCAAGUUCGGCGUGGCAGUUCCAGCCCAGGUGCUGUCGUUUCGCAGCGACGCAAGGAGCAUGCCGAUGCUGCUCGACGACGACAGCGCAGAAGUCAGCUACUACGGAAUGCAGAAUGGCUCGGAGGUGCUGGUCAAUGACAAUGAGUAA
Molecule: messenger RNA, 1737 nt
Organism: Phytophthora sojae
Lineage: Eukaryota; Oomycota; Peronosporomycetes; Peronosporales; Peronosporaceae
Exons: 3
Coding region: 1-1737 (578 amino acids)
Cellular component (GO): cytoplasm
Molecular function (GO): protein binding
Source: RefSeq, a predicted model, not a curated record